Soboliphyme baturini is the source of this 210-nucleotide messenger RNA. The record is from the annotation of a GenBank genome assembly. NCBI's taxonomy places the organism in Eukaryota, Metazoa, Nematoda, Enoplea, Dioctophymatida, Soboliphymatidae.
AUGCAAAGCUAUUUCUCUAACGAUUCCACGGUGUCGAUGAUCGUCAACGUCAGCAGUAGCGAGGAGCACUUCGACGAAACAUACCGGGUUCUCGAAUUUGCAUCGCUCGCCCGAGAGGUAAAGAUCCAGCAAAAUCCCUCUAGUUCAGAAGUGGGUGCGAGCCUGACAUGCACAGUUGUCGAGAAGCCGUCUGCCAAAGCGAUAACUUAU